UCUUUUGUGUUGAGAUAUAAAAGGGUUUAUGCGGUCUGCUAAGGAAAACAUUUUGUCUUCGGUAAAAUAUCCACGUGUCGUUUUAAAAAGAUAAAUGAUGUAGAGGAUCGGGUUUAUAAUUUUCAGUCUCACCGAAGAAACAUCACUGAAAGUGCUUACAUGCAUUACACCUCCCUGGGGAAGAUGUCUUAGAGCUUUUAUCUGUAGAACCAUCGACUUAGCUGAAGAGCAGACUUCGCUGUAAAUGUUAUUGUCAUCGAUGAUUGUGUAACCAUCGUAAACACCAUUUGUCUGGGAGAAAAAAAGAGUUCGUGAUGCUAUGCCUGGAGUGCAUCGAUAGGUGACAAGUCCAGCAACACAAUGACUCACCAGAACUACGCCAGGAGCAUAGAGCUUCCAAAAGAGCAAAUCUUUCCGAACUUGAAAAAUGCAAAGCGUUUUGCCAUUGACAUAGGUGGUUCCCUAGCCAAAGUGGCAUAUAGCGCAGACUGGCAUAGACGGGCUCCAAUAGUGUAUGAUGAACCAGACACAGAAGGAUCCAUUUACAAUGUGGCAGAGACAGAAGAAACAAUGGUGCGAUUGCAUUUUGUUAAGUUUGAGACGAAGUACAUUGAGACUUGCUUGGAUUUUAUUUUGGCUAAUUUAAUUGACUCUAAAGAAUUCAUACGUGACAAAAUCAUUAAGGUCACAGGUGGAGGUGCAUACAAGUACAAAGAUCUCAUCACCAGCAGGUUAGGUGUUCAAGUGGACAAAGAAGAUGAAAUAGAGUGCCUUAUAUAUGGCUGCAACUUCCUUCUAAAAAAUAUUCCCGAUGAAGCUUUUAUCUACCUUCGUCAUGGCAACCCAGAUUACAAGUUUCAAGGUGUUGACCAGGAUGUGUUUCCAUAUCUUUUAGUCAACAUAGGAUCAGGUGUAAGCCUUGUUAAGGUGGAAUCAGACACAAAAUUUGAACGAAUAGGGGGAACAUCAACUGGUGGAGGAACAUUUUGGGGCCUUGGCUGUCUUCUAACACAGGCCAAGUCCUUUGAUGACCUAUUGGAGCUGGCUGAAAACGGUGACCAUCGGUCUGUUGACAUGCUGGUUAAAGACAUCUAUGGAGGAGCAUACAACAGUCUGGGGCUAGGAGCUGAUAUUAUAGCCAGCAGUUUUGGCAAGGCCACACGUCUUGACGGGGACCGUUUUCAGAAGGAAGACAUUGUGCGAAGUUUGUUGCUGUGUAUAAGUAAUGACAUAGGCCAGAUUGCUUAUCUGCAGGCACGACUCCAUGGUCUGACCAAAAUCUAUUUUGGUGGCUAUUUCAUCCGGGGACAUCCCCUUACCAUGCACACAAUAGCUUUUGCCAUCAACUACUGGUCCAAGGGUGAAAUUAAGGCCCUGUUCCUGCGUCAUGAAGGCUAUUUGGGGGCCAUUGGAGCCUUUCUCAAGGGAGCCAACGAAGAAGAUGCAGAAAAGUAUUGCUGGGGUGAGAACUUGGCUGGCAGUUCUGGGCUGACAAGUCCUAAUUGGUCGUGUGCUCAAGAAGAGCAGUUAUUACCCACCAACUUCACUCCGAAUUUUGACCUUUUUGAGCUUGACCGUUUGGAACGUCCAGUGCUGGCCUGUCCACUUCUGCUUGAUCCUUCCAGUUAUUUUCCAGACACAGUGGAUCUCAUGUAUGACAUUGAUGCUCGCAUGUACUGGCUGAAAUGUUUUGAAGAUAGUGUAGAGAAGACUGUGGCUCUGGCCAUCAAAAGCCAGGCAGAGGAAGUAGAUGUGGAAGAGAGAGCCAGGAAGUUCAGAGAGAAAUAUGUGGGAAAGCUGCGCACACUGUUGGUUAACCCCUGUGCCUAUGGGUCCCUGACUGUUCGUAGCUUGCUUGAUACAAGUAGCCAGUGCCUGGCAGAAUUUUUGUUUCCUGACCCCUAUUCACAGCAAAAGGUACAGGAGAGCGAGUUAGCGCUGAAACAACUAUCUGGGCAUCUGUCAUACCUUGACACUUUAAGUGGCAUCAGCUUGCACAUCCAACUGGCUCGGGGCCUCUUGGCAGGCAAUGUGUUUGACUGGGGAGCUAAAGAAAUCAGGGAGCUGCUGGAAACUGGCCAUUUCUCCUUUAAAGAUGCCCAGAACAAACUCCAAGAACGACCUUGGCUGAUAGACGAUUUGGACUCUUGGUCAAAUCGGCUUAUGUUCCAGCCGCCGUAUCGCUGUGCUGCCAUUUUCUGUGACAAUAGUGGAGCUGACAUUAUUCUUGGCAUCAUGCCAUUUGCCAGACAUUUGUUAAGCAUGGGAACAGAGGUGAUUCUGUGCGCCAACUCUCGGCCAACAUUGAAUGAUGUGACGUACAAGGAGCUUGUCAUCCUGGUCAAACGAGUAGCUGAGCUUUGCCCGGUCAUUUCGAUUGCUCUUGCCAGAUACAAGCUGGUUGUAAUGGAGUCGGGCCAGGGGUCUCCCUGUCUUGACCUGAGGUUCAUAGACCAAGGUUUGGCAAAGGCUAUGGUGGAUCGUAAAGCUGACCUGAUUGUGUUGGAAGGCAUGGGACGAGCUGUUCACACAAACCUGUAUGCAGCCUUUGCCUGUGACUCACUCAAAGUUGCUGUGCUUAAGAACAGGUGGCUGGCUAAUCGUCUGGGUGGAGAUAUGUUCAGUGUCAUGUUCAAGUUUGAGAGGUCACAGAAAACAGUAGCUUCACCCAGUAUGACUUGAGAAGGCCAUUGAUGUGAGUUGACAUCCUAAAUUCCUGCAUGAUUCACAUUUUUUUUGUGUGAUACUUAACAGUGUACAUAUGAAUCCAAGGCACUUUCCUAUAAUGAAACUUGUGUAAAUUUUCAACCCAAAAAUCCCUUACGCUAAAUGGUGCACCUUCACCUCAGAAAAGUCUUUCACACUUAUGUUUGUUACUGUACUUUUUAUCAUGUCUUGUCAUGCUUUUACCUUUAGUGUUGUAAAUUGUAAGUUUUGCAUACUGGAUUUUUUGUCAAAAGAGCACAUCACAUCGUGCCUACAUAAACGUCAAAGUGAAAUGAACUCUUCAGCUCAAAAUAUGACCGUCAGAAAAAGUCCUCUUCUAACAGCAGCACCUUAGCCCCUUGUUGCAGGUUGAUUUUGUAAAGGAGUGCAUGUCUUUUGGAUAACUAGACAAAUGUAUCAUUCAUAUUGACAAGAACAACCAUCUAUUGAGAAGAAUCAUUUGGAUAUUUGGAUGAUACAUCUCUACAGAAGUAUGUACAUUCGGUCCUUUGUGACAUGCUAUCUUAUAUAUAUAAAUUUGAGUUUAUCAUAAAAGGAGUUUUUGAAUCAUUAAAAGUAAUCUACACAUUUUGUGUAAGAAAGCUUUGAUUAUUCAUACAUGUAUGACCUUACUUUUAACAGACUUUUAUUACAAACAAAAAAAACACUUUUUAUGAAGUAUCUUGGGAAUCAAAAUAGUUCUGAGAAUGUUUGCAAUUUCUCAUUUCAUCCCCAAUUUCAUAUCACAUGCUCAUGAGUGUUGCCACAUUCAAGCAUCUCAUUUUUCAAGUGAUUCAGUUUGUCAACACUCAUUUUCUUCAUCAAAGUUUAGAGGUCUCAUAUUUUUGUUUGUAGCAGCCAAAAAUAUAAUAUUUCCAACAAAGCCCUGCAAUGUUGUAAUUUUCAUAAAGGUUAACAAAAGAGUCUUUCACAUGUGGAAAAGCUUUCUUUUACAUUGGAAGAAAAACUUUGUAAUGCCUGUAGACAGUGUCACUUAUGCUAGUUUAACUUAUUAUGAGCCACGUAAGAUCAGUGCCAUCCGUCAAAUUCUGUGUGAGCUACCAACGCUCUUGUCUGUGCAUUUGUUCUUUCUUGGCUUGAUUACUGCAACUCCUUGAUUACAGUCUGCCUUGCAUACCUUUUUCAUAAACUCCUGAACUCCUCUACAUGUUCGGUGCCUAAAACUAGGAAGAGGACCUUGUCACUCCUCUCCUUUGUUUUCUUUGUUUGAAUUGACUACUCAUCUGCUCUCACAUCUAGUACAAACUGUCCAUGCUAUUUAAUUUCUUUGCUAGCUCCUGCCCUGACUAUUCUAUUAACUUCUCUUUCCCUACAACCCAGCCAAAUAACUACACUCUUCGUCUGACGACAUUCUCCUAUUCUUGUCACCAGAACAAAAACAUUUGGUUACAGGAGUUUUAGUUGCUGUGCAGCAAAACAAUUUAACUGUCUCCUUUUCCAUAUCCACCACUUACCCACAGUUCAAUCCUUUAAAUGUGCACUGAAAACACACCUCUUCCUCUAACAUUACUCCUAACACAGUCCACACAAUGCUGGUCCUUUAUCACACCCUUCCCCCCCUUCCUUUUCUACUUAUUGCUACUUCCCUGCUCAUCUUCCUUUGCAAAAUCACGAUACUCUCAGUCCUUGUUACUUGUUACAGUCCUUGUUACUGUUCCUCUUUUCGUUUUCUUUUAUUCAUCAUCAGUACUGUCAUUUAUACUACUGUAAUUCAAAUGUUGUUUGUUCUGGCCCUUGUCUGUUGUCUUUGUCUCAUUCUUGUUCUUACGCGCUACGACCAUGCUCCCUAUGAUUGCAUUUGCACUAUACAAAUCUUGUCUUUUUUUUAAAUUAUUAUUCAGAUUUUAUUUCUAGUGGUGAUAAAAUAAUUUUUAUAUUUCUUGCUUUUUACCUUGUUUUGAUUUUUUCCCCAAGCAAUUACAGCUCAUAAAAUUCAUCUUCAUGCACAUUUCAAAACAUGAAAAUGAUACAUUAUCAGAAGUGGGCACAAAAGCUAAACAAAGUUGUUGAUAUAUUUGUUCCUCAUUCAAAUGAUUUUUAAAUGCACAGUUUGUGUUCAACAUUGUGUUGUUCUUUAGCAUGUUUGAUGAGAGAUCAGUAAGCUGCAAUGACUGAAGGAUUAAUUUGCCACUUUCUUCUAUUUCUGCUAAUUUGUGUGACAAGGAACAGCAUUAUUGCUCCUACCACCACCAAUAAGUGCACCUUAUAUUUGCUUCAAAGUACUGAGCAUGUGAAAAGAAGGAUCCAUUCUGUCACAGAGUAUUUGGAAUUAAAAACAAAGUAAUUUAGCAGUUCCUUGAGAAAGGUCUUGAACAGGAUUGUUUGUCUCAAAAUAAUUAACAGACACCACUUACCUUGUUUUCUGUAUAUGGUGUACCUGUCUGAUGCUUUCUACAAGUUAAAAUUUGUGAUGUAUAGGAAAUAAAGCUCUUUUUAAGAGUUCAUUUUUUUAAAA
Pomacea canaliculata is the source of this 5182-nucleotide messenger RNA. RefSeq names its product pantothenate kinase 4-like. Gene Ontology annotation, cellular component: nucleus; cytosol. The record is from RefSeq and is a predicted model, not a curated record. Gene Ontology annotation, molecular function: pantothenate kinase activity; ATP binding. The transcript is spliced from 17 exons. Lineage: Eukaryota; Metazoa; Mollusca; Gastropoda; Architaenioglossa; Ampullariidae. The coding region runs from base 361 to 2682 and encodes 773 amino acids. Gene Ontology annotation, biological process: coenzyme A biosynthetic process.